Molecule: messenger RNA, 1840 nt
Organism: Aegilops tauschii subsp. strangulata
Lineage: Eukaryota; Viridiplantae; Streptophyta; Magnoliopsida; Poales; Poaceae
Product: cytochrome P450 81Q32-like
Molecular function (GO): iron ion binding; oxidoreductase activity, acting on paired donors, with incorporation or reduction of molecular oxygen; heme binding
Source: RefSeq, a predicted model, not a curated record
UAUACCACUAGCUGUCUCUGACAGUCUGACUGCCAUAGCACUGCACUACUACGUGGGAGAGGUGUCUCGGAUCUUUCCUCGCCGACACGAGCCAUGGACGCCGCCACAGAGGGAACGGCCAGCGGCGGCGUCUUCGUACUCCUACUCCUCCUCGUUGCCGGUGUCGUCGCCGUCUUUUUGCGGCUGAGGCUACGGUGGGGGGACGGGAGCAGCGGCGCGCCGAGCCCGCCGUCGCUCCCGCUGCUCGGCCACCUGCACCUGCUCAAGAAGACGCUGCACCGCUCGCUAGCCGCGCUCGCAGGGGCGGCGCCGCUUCUGUCGCUGCGGCUGGGCGCGCGAAGGGCGCUGGUCGUGUCCACGCACGCGGCGGCCGAGGAGUGCUUCACGGCGCACGACGCGGCGCUGGCAGGCCGGCCGCGGAUGCUCGCCGGGGAGAUCCUCGGCUACGGGCGCACCACCAUCGUGUGGGCCUCCCACGGGGCACACUGGCGCGGCCUGCGACGGUUCCUUGCCGUCGAGCUCUUCUCAGCUUCCCGCGUCGCCGCUCUCGCCGCCGACCGCCGCGCCGAGGUCGCGUCCCUCGUCGAGAACCUGCUCCACGACGUCGACGCCAGCGCCGGGGGUGGGGGUGGGACUGUCACGCUCCGGCCCCGGCUCUUUGAGCUGGUGCUUAACGUGAUGCUGCGCGCGCUCACCGCGCGCCGGCAUGCCGGCGACGUGGGCAGGAUCCAGGAGAUCAUCGAGGAGACGUUUGCGGUGACCGGCGCUCCCAGCUUCGGGGACUUCUUCCCGGCGCUUCGCUGGGUCGACCGUCUCCGCGGCGUCGAGGCGGCGCUUGCAAGCCUGCAGGCAAGGCGUGACGCGUUCGUCACUGGCCUCAUCGAUGACCAACGGCGGAUGCGCAACGCAGGCGGACGAGACGACGUGGACAAGAAGGGCGUAAUCGACGUGCUCUUGGAGCACCAAGAAACCGAUCCCGAGUAUUACAGCGACACCGUCGUCAAAGGCAUUGUCUUGGUACUGCUCACUGCCGGCACCGACACAUCGGCGCUGACCACCGAGUGGGCGAUGGCGCUGCUAAUGACGCACCCGGCGGCGAUGGCGAAGGCGAGGGCCGAGAUAGAUGCCAUUGUCGGCAUGGAUCGAUUGGUUGACGAGUCGGACCUAGCCAAUCUACCUUAUCUACAGUGUGUUGUCAAGGAGACGCUUCGGCUCUGCCCCGUCGGCCCGAUCAUCCCGGCGCACGAGGCCAUGGAGGACUGCACUGUGGGUGGCUUCCAUGUCCCGCGCGGUACGAUGAUCCUCGUGAACGCUUGGGCGAUACACCGGGACGCCAAUGUCUGGGACGCGCCGGAGGAGUUCAGGCCGGAGCGGUUCUUGGGCAGGGACACGGUCACCACGCCCAUGCUGCCGUUCGGGCUUGGCCGGAGGCGAUGCCCUGGGGAGGGCCUGGCGAUGCGCCUUGUUGGCUUGACUCUUGCAACGCUCGUGCAGUGCUUUGAGUGGGAUGUUGGUCAAGGCGACGCCAUUGACAUGGCUGAAGGUGGGGGGUUGUCAAUGCCGAUGGCGACGCCGUUGGCGGCAGUCUGCCGGCCCCGGGAGUUUGUCAAGAGUGUGCUCUCUGCUUCCGCUUGAUGGACUGCGAACGGGUCUCUGAAGGAAAAGAAAAGAAAACUUGGAUUAAAAUUGUUUAGCAGUGGCGCACUGGUGCCAGGGAUCGUCGAGAUCCCUUAACUAAACAAGUCUCCUACUCAUGCUCGAUAGAAAGGUUCGUGGCCAGCCGUGCGAUAUCUGUUGUUCAGUUUUUCUUUAGUCUGUUUUAUAAGAAGACUUUUUAGUA